Molecule: messenger RNA, 6569 nt
Organism: Alligator mississippiensis (American alligator)
Lineage: Eukaryota; Metazoa; Chordata; Crocodylia; Alligatoridae
Gene: LIN28B
Product: lin-28 homolog B
Exons: 3
Coding region: 680-1489 (269 amino acids)
Molecular function (GO): zinc ion binding; nucleic acid binding
Source: RefSeq, a predicted model, not a curated record
UUUUCUUAAACCAACUAUGCAUUACCCUUUUUGAUCAGCUCGCGCAAGGGGGCUUUCUGCAACCCUAUUGUUAACGGCUCUCCAAAACUGUUCCGCACCGCCCACCCCGAUUCACGACUUGAAAAGCGUUCAGGGGGCUAUUGUUUGAAUUGUUCCUGUUUGAUUAAGCGCAAGUUUCAGCGGCGGGAUGAGGGACCGUACACCUGUCCCCCCAACUUUAAUCGAAACUUUAUUCCGGGCAGGGAUGGAUGCACGCUGGCAAACAGCAGCGGAGCCCCCGCUGCAUGUGCAAUAACAAGUUGUUGUGCAAUCUCGACCCAAUUUUUUUUUUUUUUUGGUGCUCCUCUUCUCUCCCCCCUCCCCACUGGCCCCUCGCCUUUCAAGGAGAGAGCAAUUUGGCUGCUAGUCCUCUUGGGAAAUGGGAUCGGUUUUAAACCAGCAAUAUUCAAGUAAAGUAUCGUGGGUGGCUGGAAGAUGGAGUGAAAUUAAAAAAAAAAAAAGUCUGUUGAGAAACGUGGAUUUCUCCGUGCGGCAGAGAGAGGGAAAAGGGUCUAGAGAGCAAGAUCAUAAGGCUGCCUUUCCCCCUGUUGCCCCGCAGGGUUUGGGGGGUUUCUGCCCCGGUGGAAAGGCGGUGAUCGCCUAGUGCGGGCGUGCUCCGCUCCGCAGCACCCGCACCGGGAUGGGCGCUCUUUGCCGGACAUCUCGUGUUCUGAUUUUCCCCCCUUUUUCUUUGUUUUCGUCCUCAGCAGGGGCGAGUAAAGGUGGAGACGAGCCCGGGAAGCUGCCGGAGCAAGAAGAGGAGGAGGACUCCCAGGUUUGGCGUGGGACAGGCCAUUGCAAAUGGUUCAACGUGCGCAUGGGAUUCGGGUUCAUCUCCAUGAUCAGUCGGGAGGGCAGCCCCUUAGAGUCCCCGGUGGAUGUCUUUGUACACCAAAGCAGGCUUUACAUGGAAGGAUUUAGAAGCCUAAAAGAAGGAGAACCAGUGGAAUUUACUUUUAAGAAAUCUUCCAAAGGCCUUGAAUCAAUACGGGUAACGGGCCCAGGUGGGAGCCCCUGCUUAGGAAGUGAGAGACGACCCAAAGGGAAGACAGUACAAAAAAGAAAACCAAAGGGAGAUAGAUGUUACAACUGUGGUGGCCUUGAUCAUCAUGCCAAGGAAUGUAGUCUACCUCCACAGCCAAAAAAGUGCCAUUACUGUCAGAGCAUCAUGCACAUGGUGGCUAACUGCCCCCAUAAAACUGUUUCACAACAGCCCACCAGUUCUCAGGGAAGAUACGAAGCAGAACCACAGCCUUCCACUUCUGCUUUUCUGAGAGAAGGGGGUGGGGCGUACAGCUAUUCAUCUCCAUCCUAUUCUCAGGAGGGAAGGUCAGAGAUCUCCGAGCGGUCUGGCAGGUCACCACAAGAAGCUUCCUUAAGUAAGUUGUCUGCAUCGCCUGAAGAACAAAGCAGAAAGGGGCCUUCUGUUCAAAAAAGGAAAAAAACUUAACGCAUCAUAACCUUUCAUUUUCUUUACCCACUUGGGAUGCCUACCUCAUACAAGUACAGGGGAAGUAAUUUCAUUAUCGGUAACUGACCUGGAAUUUUAACUACUGUUGAGGAACUGUGAAUUUUUUUUUUAAAUAGACAAAUCACUCCAAACAAGUUACAUUUGAGCAGGGUGUCAUGUGUUUUACCUCCUGUGUGUGUGUGGGUGGGUGUGCACAUGUGCAAGUGUCUGUAUCAUGUCUGUGUGUAUGUAUGUAUGCAUAUCUAUAUAUAUAUAUCUAUAUAUCUCUAUAUAUAUAGAUAUAGAUAUAAAUAUAUAUUCCAUCAGAACACUCUCCAUUUCCAAGGAUUCAUCAUCCAUUGUGAAGCAAUAGUCAAGGUUCAGAAUGUUUUUUGGAUACUGUACUCAUUCCUGGAAGGUCUUCUUAAAAUGUGCUUUUAAAAAAAAAGGAAACAAAAACAAAUCAGGAUAACGACUGUUACUUACGUGUCAACCAAAGAAAACUUCAUCUCUUAAAGCUGCCAAUAAUAUGGUACUAAGGACAUUAAGACAUCCCACUUACCCUCUAUUUGGAGUAUUUUUUGUUUCUUGUUGCCUCUAGAGUAGCAAUGUUUCCCUUCCUCCCCACACACACACGUGCACACAUGUACCUGUCAAGGCCAGUGUCUUGACUAACUAUGGCUCAGAUUGCCAGUCUUGUAUUGUUCAGGAGAUUAAGGCUCCAUGAAAGACAAUGAAUGUGUAGUUUCUGUGCUGGUGUCUCAAAUGUUGUGUUAAAUUAAUACAAUUGAAUUGUGUGAGGGAGAAUAUGUAAGUGGUUAUGAAUGGACUAUUUUGAGCGGUAUCAGGAUACCACCCAAGGUGACCCUUUGUAUUUUGUGAGGGUAGGGGUAGCGGCAGCAGCAGCUCUUCUUAAGUCCCACUUUGUCCCUCAUAGAUCAAGAGAAAUUUCCCCCUUGCUUACUACUGAAAGUCAUGGAGAAAAUGUCCUUGGGGGAUGUGUUUAUUUUUAUUUUUAUUUUUUUUUAAGAAAAAGAAAUACAAAGCUAAUGGAAUAUUGGGGUAAAUAUUUUAUGGGGAAUAAUAGCUUAACGGGUGCUCACCAUUGCCCAGUCUGCAUCCCCUGUUGCUCAUCUAUGUGGAGUACAGUAUUCAGAGAACACUGCCUGGUGCAGAGAGGCUUUAGAGCAGGGACAUGCAAACUUGGCCAUGCUUACCAGAAGCCCUUGACUAUCAACUAUUUUUCAGGCAAUGGAGAAGCCUGGAGACCAGCGUGGCCCAAUGCAUAUGCUGCAAUCUACCCUUCUGCAUUCAGGGUGAGAAUAUUUGCAGGCCUCAUUGUAAAACUCACUAGGCUGCACUUUGAUCUGUGGGCUGUACUUUUGGCAACCCCUAGGGUUAGGUUUUGGUAGGUUCCAAACUGAUUUAAGUUGCAUUUCCCUUUGCAAUUUGUAGGUUACCAAAUCAUAUAUAAGAAAUGUACUUCUAGAAAUCCCAUUGCAGAUAUAAGUUAUUUGAAGAAACCUAUAUAAUUCCUAACAUUGGCAAUAAACAUAAGCUGUUGAAUUUUGAGUCUGGCAGGUUUAAGCUCAGAUAAUCAAAAAAUGAGAAGGCAGUAAUGGGCCAGGUUUGUAUCUGUUGCAUCUCCAUUGGCUGCAGUGGAGUUACAGCAGAUGUGCACCUAACUCAUCACAUUGCAAGACCUCCCCUUGCCUUGCCAUAUGAGACUUUUACUGUUGCUGCUGCUGCUGCUUCAGUAGACAGACUAGGGUCAACUGCCUCAGUAAAGGGCACAAUUCCUAUAGAAUGACUUUGCUUGAAUUCCAUACCAGUGUUUGUGAGAAUCUCGAUGGUUUAUACUGAUGUUCUCAGUCUGCUAUAAUGCAAAGCUUACCUUCGACGAUAUUGAAUGUGAUGUAUCUAUAGAGAAGAACUUCCUUGCCUUAUGUAAGGAUUGUAAACUUAUUUAAAUUAUGUAGACAAAUCAAAGUGGCAUUGCUUAACCUUCUAGCAUGUGUAAUAACCAGGUUAAACAGCAGUGAUGCAAAACUUAGGUCACUUUGAAAAUUUAAACCAAAGUUCCUUAUAGAAAUAGGCAAUUAUGGAUUUGAAACUGGUCAUUCCCUGUUUACAUAUAAAGGUUCAGAGCUGAGAUCAUUAGGAAGUAAGUAAUUCUGGCGUGCGGACCUUAUUGGUGUAGUUUUAAAUCACUCCGGGCGUGUUUACACAAUAUGCGUUAAUGCUCAUUAACCUGAUUUAAUGUGUAUUAUGGAUGCAUGUCUACACGUGUACACCCUUAAUAUGCAUUAAAAAUGGCAAAAUUAGGCUACUCACACCUAAAUUUGAUACCUGCAAAUGCAAGUAUCAAAUUUAGGCACAAUUAGUUAAAGUGCAUUAAUGUACAUGUAGACGCAACCUGGCACUAACUUUAGUGCCGGGUUUACCCAGCCACUAAGGGCACAUGGCAGGACUGCAGGGACUUGGCACUAACUUAGUGCACUAACUUUAGUGCCAAGUCCCUGCAUGUGUAGACACCUGCCAAAAAUCGCUUAAUGUGUAUUAGCUUAAUGUGCAUUUAAUUUAGUUGCAUUUAAAUGCACACGUAGAUGCACCCUCUGUGCACCAAAACCAGACUGAACUGCUAAGAGCACAUACCAAACCUAUCUUAUUGUUGAGAGCUUAAGGUUUUAUUUUUGUAUAUUAGAAUGUUAUCACUAUUACAUAACAUACUCAGGACAAAAGAACUUUGCUCAGGGAAUAUACCAUGUAACGUUGUUUUUUUCUUUACAGAAUAGGCUACAGACCUGCUAACUCAGAACAAACCAAAUAGACUUAGACCUUUAUAUCUCUAUAUAAGUAUUAUGAACUGAUAUUAGUAACUACCUCUGAGUUGACAUAGACCUACAUUUCUUGUGAUCAGAUAUCAGCUUUUUGUACUAUGAUUUCCUGUGAAAAUCACUGAUAAAACAGUAUGCCUGUACUGGUUGCUUAUGUAACCAUUUGUGACUUUACAUUCACAGGGUCUGAUUUUCAGAGAUACUGAGCAGCUGCGGCUGCCCAUUGGCCUUCAUCUGUGAGUUACUAGUGCUCAGUCCUGAAAAAGGAAAAAAAAAAGUCAAGCCCACUUUGUUUACAUAGGUGACAAUAAAACUAUGAUUCUGUUUACAGCAAAAGACUACCUCAUACUUACUGCAUAAAACACACAUUUGUGCUGCUCUGGCCUUAAAGGUGGCUGUUGAUCCUAUGGUACAUACCUUUUUAUCUGUACUAUAUAUGUAAAUUGGUAAUUCACCACUGCAUCCUUUAUGGCAAAUACUUGUUGAAAAUGAAACAUCCAUUUGAAAUUGCAAGAAGUCUCCAAACAUUUCUUUAAAGUCUUUUUUAAAGUCUUUAAAGUAUUUUUCUUCUGUCUAAAGGCUUAUGGGCACUGUUCACAAAAAGACAUACUACUGAAGCUAAAUCUAUAGCAGCUUGAGCUGUGACAUGUAACUAACUAGCACUGGAUUGCAAUAGAAAAUAUGAUUCAUUAAAUGGGCUGCUCCAAGUAAGCAAAAGGUCCUAUAAAGUUCCUUUACGUCUGAGAGUCAGAUGUCCCACCAUUUUUUUUCCUUCUGAUGAUGAAAUGAAAAAUAUUCUUUAUUGAAGAACCCAGAUUUGGAGCAGACUUCAUUUCCACACUCCCAUCUCUUGUACAUGCCAGAACACCUCCCAGUGAAACUAAACUUCUCUCUCUCUCUCUCUCAGAAGAUACUGGAUUUGUUCUUACCUCAGAAGACAACGUGAGUUUUUUCCUUCCCACAGUAAAUGUUAAAAUCCAACAAUGUGUGCAUUUGCACACUAACAAGACGUAUAAUGAGAGAGUACAUUCUGGGAGGGAGAAAUUCAGGAGUUAUUUUUUGUAGUAAUUGUAGUUGAAUUUGGUACUAUAAAUCUCUAAAAUGUUCUGCUUUUUAUCACAUUUUGAAGACUGUCAAGCGUUAUAUGUAACUUAAUGCCUCUUUCACCCCUUUUCUUUGGUUCAGUUUUAUUUUGCACCAGUGCUAUCCCAGAGUUACUCUUUAGUUGUCCUUAGUUUUGUGAAUAGAGCCCCAUAAAAGUGUUUAUAGAUCGUGUAACAUUCUUUGUAAGAAGAAUUAUAAAGAACAUGGGAAAUCUCAUUGAGUCUUAAAAUUAAUUUAAAUUAAUUUAUCUCUAAGAAAUGUUUAUCAUAAAAAAUUAUAUAUGUGUAUUCCCCCGUGCUAGAUAUAAAAAAAAUUGGGAAAGAUAUGUACAUGGGCAGAUGCACUGAUUUUAAUUUUCUAGAAGUCUUAAUGAAAUUUGAUUACUUGUUUUAGAAACAAGCAAAGCCUUGUUAAAUGCAUCUGCUCUUAUUUUGCUUAUAUAUCAACAGCCUCUUUAAGAUAUGUUGGUUGUGUUACCUCUGUCAUAACUAUUGACUAGUAACAAGAGGUCAAGCUAUGAAUAUGCUUUUGUUUUAUACUUAAACAGGGCUGCAGUUUAACAGCUCUGAUAGCAUUUUUAUGAGAAUAUUAGAAAGUACCAAGCUAUUUACUAGCACUGUCAUUAAACCAAAUGUAAGACUAACCAGCUUUAAAACGGAUAAUGGUUUUGACUACCUCUUGGAUUACUACAUUAAGCAACACUGGUUGACAAGUAUCACCAGUCUGACUUAAGCUAGUAUGUAUUGCUCAUGGUAAUAAUAACAAUAAACCAUUUUAGAGACCAAAGUGAACACUGAUUUCUAUAUGUCUUUGAUACUGUGUCUUAUCUAGUGUUUUUAAAUUAUCCUCUGUAGUAUAGAUUGCCUCAUUGUCCAUUUUGACUUGUAUGUUGUUUACAAGGUAAAUUUUUAAAAAAUCACUUGAAUUGUAUGUUUAAAAAAAGACUUGAGUUGAACGUUUGAAGGUCAUUUCACCUGUUUACUGUCUUCUGGACUAAAGCACUGAUUGCCUUUCUACAUAUCAUGUAUUUUAUAUUCUCAUUUCAUGCCUAAAGUCUUUUUUAUUUCUGUCAAUCAUGGAUAUUGUGAGGUUUAAAAGAAUUACUUGAUUAAAAAUAAAGCAUAUAACAUUGGCAUUUA